GCAGGAGAGGUGAGGUCACGUCUCCCUUGAGCCCUGAGCCACUGGCUUUUCAGAGCCUCACCAGGAGCCGGCAGCCUCAGUCCCAGACCGCGCGGACCCUGUGCUCCUCUGCCCACCCUGUGCCGCCGGCCUCGCCCAUGUCUCAGUACGACCCCAGCGCGGACUUCAAGAGGGCUCUGGACAGCAGUCCAGAGGCCAACACCGAGGAUGACAAGACCGAGGAGGACGUGCCCAUGCCCAAGAACUACUUGUGGCUCGCCAUCGUCUCGUGUUUUUGCCCCGCGUACCCCAUCAACAUCGUGGCUUUCGUCUUCUCCAUCAUGUCUCUGAACAGCUACAAUGAAGGAGACAUCGAAGGAUCCAAGCGGCUCGGGAGGAAUGCCAAGUGGGUGGCCAUCGCCUCCAUCAUUAUCGGCCUUCUCAUCAUCGGUAUUUCUUGUGCAGUUCACUUCACAAGGAAAGCCUGAGCAGUCAGCAGUCUACUGCGAGCAAGGAGGACAGACCUCAUCCACACACACACCCACAGGAGUUUCUAAGGAAUGGACCCUUGACUUCAGGACUGUGAGAUCUCCUCCUCCAGCAAUCUCCAGAGGCAGGUCCCUGGCAAAUGAACUUUAAAAAAAGGAAAAGGAAAAGGAAAAAUUUCUAAAAU
Messenger RNA from Lontra canadensis (Northern American river otter), 652 nucleotides. It is a transcript of the gene TMEM233, whose product is annotated as transmembrane protein 233. Bases 138 to 467 code for a protein of 109 amino acids. Gene Ontology annotation, cellular component: membrane. NCBI's taxonomy places the organism in Eukaryota, Metazoa, Chordata, Mammalia, Carnivora, Mustelidae. The record is from RefSeq and is a predicted model, not a curated record. The transcript is spliced from 3 exons.